Ruditapes philippinarum (Manila clam) is the source of this 1611-nucleotide messenger RNA. Its product is annotated as prostaglandin G/H synthase 2-like. Gene Ontology annotation, molecular function: oxidoreductase activity, acting on single donors with incorporation of molecular oxygen, incorporation of two atoms of oxygen; prostaglandin-endoperoxide synthase activity; peroxidase activity. Gene Ontology annotation, cellular component: cytoplasm; neuron projection. The record is from RefSeq and is a predicted model, not a curated record. Gene Ontology annotation, biological process: cyclooxygenase pathway; response to oxidative stress. NCBI's taxonomy places the organism in Eukaryota, Metazoa, Mollusca, Bivalvia, Venerida, Veneridae.
UACGUGGUGCAAUGGUUGAUUCUCCGGCCACAUAUACCUCGGAGCAUGAUUAUAUAACUUAUGAGGCUUACGGCAACAGAUCGUACUUUGCACGUGCCCUGCCCCCGGUGCCAAAAGAUUGUCCGACACCCCUGGGUGUAGUAGGAGCCAAAGAACUACCAGACGCCGGCAUGAUAGUAGACAAACUAAUGAAGCGUACCGAGUUUAAACCUGACCCGCGGGGUUCUAAUGCUUUGUUCACAUUUUUUGCACAACAUUUUACGCACCAGUUCUUCAAGACAGAUUUCGAACGAGGUCCUGGCUUCCAGUGGGGAGGUCAUGGGGUGGAUGUAUCUCAUGUAUAUGGUAAAAAUAAACAUGUAGAAAAUAUGUUAAGAAGUUUUGGGGAUGGCAAGUUAAAAAUGCAGACAAUAAAUGAAGAGUCAUGGCCCCUUCACCUCAAAGAUUUGGAUGUGCCAAUGCAUUAUCCUCCAAGUGUACCCAAGGAAAUACAGUUUGCCCUCGGACAUAAAGAUUUUGGUUUAUUGCCCGGACUAUUUAUGUAUGCUACAAUAUGGAUGAGGGAACAUAAUCGUGUCUGUGAUAUAUUAAAGGGAGAGCAUCCAGAAUGGGAUGAUGAAAGACUUUUUCAAACUGCCAAAUUAAUUAUUUUAGGUGAAACAAUAAAGAUUGUUGUAGAAAACUAUGUACAGCAUUUAAGUAAUUACAAUUACCAGUUGACUUUUAAGCCGGAACUACUUUUCGGGCAGUCUCAUCAGUAUUCUAACCGAAUUACUGCCGAGUUUAAUCACAUGUAUCAUUGGCAUCCAUUGAUGCCGGAGGAGUUUAACAUCUCUGGGACUGUUUACACAGUAAAAGACUUCCUCUUCCGUCCUGAUAUAGUGUUAAAACAUGGAAUGAGAGAUUUUGUUGACGGGCUCGUUCAUCAGAGAGCCGGCGCUUUUACUCAUCAUAAUCACAAUAAGUACACCCUUCCUGUAGCCAAGCAGACUAUAUUACAUGGAAGGUCCCUUAGAUACCAGUCAUUUAAUCAAUAUAGAAAAAGAUUUGGUUUACCACCUUAUCAAACAUUUGAAGAUUUGACCGGAGAUACUGAAGUAGCUAAAGACUUGGAAGAAAUAUAUGGAGAUAUAGAUGCUGUAGAAUUCUAUGUGGGUAUUGUUGUAGAAAAAACUAGACCAAAAGCAAUCUUUGGAUCAACUGUGAUAGAAUUAGGUGGGCCAUUUUCUGUGAAAGGACUUCUAUCUGCACCUAUAUGCAGUCCUCAGUAUUGGAAACCAUCAACAUUUGGCGGAGAUGUGGGAUUUAAUUUAGUGAAAACAGCUACAUUAGAGAAACUAUUUUGUAAGAAUAUGGUAAACUGUCCAAAGAUCUCAUUUGAAGUUCCCAAAGAAACCCAAAGUUGUACCAAAGAAACCCAAAGUUGUACAAAGAGUGAAUUGUAACAAGUGUUCCAAGAGAAAAAAUUUAUCAAAUCACAGACCAAUUCUGAAUGCUAGAAAAUAUCUUGGAACCAGUCCAGGAUGAAAGUUCAUUAAGAAUAUUUGGUGUACCAGUCCUCAUAUUGGGCUUGAUGUUAUUGCAUUUUAAGCUGUCAAGCAUCAAAGCAAA